Molecule: messenger RNA, 1549 nt
Organism: Arabidopsis lyrata subsp. lyrata
Lineage: Eukaryota; Viridiplantae; Streptophyta; Magnoliopsida; Brassicales; Brassicaceae
Exons: 4
Coding region: 113-1378 (421 amino acids)
Biological process (GO): ceramide biosynthetic process
Cellular component (GO): Golgi membrane; endoplasmic reticulum membrane
Molecular function (GO): ceramide cholinephosphotransferase activity; sphingomyelin synthase activity
Source: RefSeq, a predicted model, not a curated record
UAAAUUUCCGCAUUUGUUGCAAAUUUCAGACAAAAAAAAAAGCUUUCCUUUUUAUCAGUCUUUGUCCGUCUUCUACCUCCACCAUCAAAUCCGGUGACCAUCAGCUUCACCGAUGACUAGAGGUGGACUUGGCAUCGCUGCGAUGUCAUACGUGGCAAUCGAUUACAUGCGUUACGUGUCACCAGUGUGGCAUUCUCGUCUUAUGCCAGUUCUUUGGUCGGUUCUUGCUAUCGCCGUCGUCACUCGUGUUCUGUUCUAUAAACACUGGUCUAAAGAGCUACGAGCAGCUAUUCCUUUUCUUGGUUCUGUCGUAUUCUUGCUCUGUGCUCUUCUCUUUGAAGCUCUUUGUGUUCGCUCUGUUACUGCUGUUCUUGGCUUAGAUUGGCACCGGGAAACGCCUCCACUUCCUGAUACAGGCCAAUGGUUCUUACUUGCACUAAACGAGAGCCUUCCCGGGACAAUUGUGGAAAUCUUGAGAGCUCAUAUCAUUGGAUUGCAUCAUUUUCUUAUGCUGUUUAUAAUGUUGGGUUUCUCGGUAGCAUUCGACUCAGUGAAAGCUCCAGGUUUAGGAUUAGGCGCGAGAUACAUAUUCACGAUGGGAGUUGGACGUCUUUUAAGAGCUAUUACCUUUGUAUCUACUAUAUUACCUUCAGCUAGACCUUGGUGUGCUUCAGCCCGGUUCAACAGUGUACCUUCUCAUCCUCAUCGUUGGGCUCAGAAAUAUUAUGUCCCCUAUGCUAAUGACCCUGCUGCUAUAAGACAGCUCCUUCAUUGGGAUGCAGCUUACGCUGAUCCAGGAAGUUACAUUGGUGACUACAGAGCUGAUUGGGGUUCAAUGAGCUUCCUUAGUGAGUUCUUGAGACCGAGUUACUCUGAAGGGUCUUCUUGGUUUGCUCUACUAAAGAAAGCCGGAGGUGGCUGUAAUGAUCUCAUGUACAGUGGUCAUAUGCUUGUAGCUGUCCUGACAGCUAUGGCUUGGACGGAAGCUUAUGGAGGUUUCUCUUCUGCAAUGAUAUGGUUGUUCGUGGCACACAGCGCACAGAGAGAAAUACGAGAGCGCCACCAUUACACAGUAGACUGCAUCGUGGCGAUUUAUGUUGGUAUCCUUCUCUGGAAAAUGACGGGUUUCAUUUGGUCAGCCGAGAGAAAAACAAAGCAGACGAAACUAGAGAAGAUUCAGAACAGUCUGAUUCACGCUGCAAAGGAUGGGGACAUGGAGACUGUAAGGAGACUUGUGGAGGAGAUAGAGCUAAGCUCCAGGGUGGAGAAGCAGAGUAAUGUCAUCUCGAACCGGACAAUGACUGUGUUUGCGUGUGCCACAGUGAUCACAACACUUACUAUAGUGAUUCUGGCGUUGACUUUGACAAGCGACGGCUAAAAGAGACUUUGAAUGUUAAUGAGAUUUGAACUAAGACGGAUAGUUGUCUUUCCACGUUUUCUGGUUUUCUCUGUUUAUUGUUUGUAAUGUUUUGUGCUACUUCAAUCUCAACCGAUGCGAGAGCACCAAAACCUCCAAGCCACCGAAGGAAAGCCAGUGAACGAUUUGAUA